UACCCCAUACCAUUGUCACCCGGCCCGUUUGACGUGUAUCCUAAAAGACAUUCCAUUUUGUGUACAUUUCAGAGUGUGGCUUUCCUGUCAGAAGAACCGAAUUCAUUUUAUUGCACGAAUGAUUCACCGAUUGUCACCGAUCUGUUCGGAGAAUCAGUGGAUGAGCGAGUGAUCGACGAGUCCGAUUCGGUUUGUGCAGGCUACCGUCGAGUAUGUUUGGCAUGCAUACGCAAGGCGGAGCAAGCUACCACUCGGUCGAAAUUGGGAGCACCAUGCUUAUUCACCAGUAAGGAGUCCGAGGAUGCUGGA
Opisthorchis viverrini is the source of this 309-nucleotide messenger RNA. RefSeq lists its product as hypothetical. NCBI's taxonomy places the organism in Eukaryota, Metazoa, Platyhelminthes, Trematoda, Opisthorchiida, Opisthorchiidae. The annotation marks the transcript as partial. The record is from RefSeq and is a predicted model, not a curated record. The transcript has a single exon.